Messenger RNA from Xyrichtys novacula (pearly razorfish), 435 nucleotides. NCBI's taxonomy places the organism in Eukaryota, Metazoa, Chordata, Actinopteri, Labriformes, Labridae. The record is from the annotation of a GenBank genome assembly.
AUGUAUAAAGUAGUUAAAACAGCCUUAAUUCAGUGUACUUACACAUUUAAAUCUUUAAUACAGUUUUUCUAUCUAUUUUGCAGAUGGCCGGAGUUUGUGAAGAACUACGCCCCGUGGUGGGCGUCCCACACACUGGACUGGCUGAAUUACGGGAAGAACGUCCACGUGGUCCACUUUGAGGAGCUGAAAAGGGAUCUGUUCUCACAGCUGAAGGGAAUGGUCCAGUUUCUCGGUCCGAAGGUCUCCGAGGACCGCCUGCUCUGUGUGGAGGGCCAGAAGGACGGCAACUUUAAGCGAUCAGGGCUACGAAAGCUUGAGUACGACCCCUACACGGCUGAGAUGAGAGCGAACAUCAACGAGCUGAUCAGAACAGUUGACGCUGCCUUGAAGAAACGGAAAAUGCCCGGAGCUCCAGAGGAGUAUCUGCCGAGAUGA